Xenopus laevis (African clawed frog) is the source of this 3284-nucleotide messenger RNA. It is a transcript of the gene ky.S, whose product is annotated as kyphoscoliosis peptidase. Lineage: Eukaryota; Metazoa; Chordata; Amphibia; Anura; Pipidae. The record is from RefSeq and is a predicted model, not a curated record. The transcript has 10 exons. Bases 347 to 3202 code for a protein of 951 amino acids.
UCUGUACCUGCUACCACUGACAAUGGUACAAAGUCUUCCCGCGAGUCGCAAGGGUGUGAAGUAUCACAUAUUCCGAGGGCAUUAAACUGGUCAAAUAAAAUUUCAAGUGUGCACCCGUGAGCUCCGCCGGGCUAAAUAGCAAUCAGUUCAACUGCAGCUCCAAAGGUUAAAAGAACACACCCAAAUUCCUCUUCUAAAUGGGUUUGUUUUGCCACACAGCCAUAAAUAUAUUGUGCCUAUAAAUUCUACUCACAUAUCACAGUUUAAAGUUCUACAUUUUUAAUAGAAGGAGCAAAACAGCCUACCAGGAAACUGGAGCACAAUUUCAUCUUGAGAGGAACAUGCUAUGGCUCUACACCAACAGCUCAGCCUGUGGCAGAAGAUAUUGCUAGGGAUCCUUUGCUUCCCACUGCUCCCCAUCUACUUCUGUGUUUCUUACCUGUGCCUCAAAAGAAAGAAGAAAAAUGAACUGGAGGAAAACAACGUAGAUAUUGGUCAUGUGGAGAGUGGCCAUUUCAUCCGGAAGACUACAGAGGAGGAUGGAACGUUCUGUGCGGAUGGAAAGAAUGAAGAAAAAUGUCACACGGCAUUCAAGUAUCCAUGGGACAAGAAAAACCUAAAAUCUCUGCAGGUAGACCUUGUGGCAUUGGCAAAGCUGGAUGCAUAUGCUACAAAGGUGAAUGGCCACAGGACCCUUGAACUUCUAGUAAAGGAUCUUCUCUGUGAUGCUUCUACAGACUUGGAGAAAACACGAGCCAUUUGGAUAUGGAUCUGUCAACACAUAGAGAAUGAUGCAGCUGAGACAAAAAAUAAAGGUUUGGUUCCACCUGAUCCAGAAGCCACCUUUCAGAGCAAGAAGACCUUCUGUACUGGUUACUCCUCACUGUUUCAGAGGAUGUGCAGUGUUUGCAGCCUUGCAGACAUCCGGUGUAACACUGUGUGCGGCUACAGAAAAGGACAGACAUUUUCUGAAGGGCCUAAUCAUGCAUGGAACACAGUGUAUCUGGAAAACAGUUGGCACUUACUAGACUGCACAAUGGGAGCAGGUUACGUUGAUGACAGCAUGAACAAGUUUACAUUUCAAUACAACGAGUUCUAUUUUCUGACACACCCUGCACUCUUCAUUGAAGACCACUUCCCAGAGCGGACGCAUUACCAACUCCUAGAGUUGCCUUUGUUUCAAAACCAGUUUGAAGGAAAUGUCCAUCGUAGAAGCCACUUUUACACUCUUGGGCUGGGCUCUUCUCACCCUCAUACAUCUUCCAUUGAGACAGUGAGAGGGAAGGCCUGUGUUACUAUUGAGAGAAGUCAACAGAUACAAUUCAUCUUUUCCUUAAAUGAAACAGAGCAGCCAGGUUUGAUAAGGUUGACCAAACAUGGAACUAUUUUUGAUGUAUACCCUCUUAAAACUGGGCAGCAUCUUCUACAGAUAUUUGCUAAGAGACCUGAUGUAGAUAAAGCCUAUCGAUUAGUUCUGGAUCACGUAAUAGACUGCAAAGCAGUGGAUAACAGUGUAAAGAUUCCUACGAUUCUCAGCAACCCUGUUGGUCCUAGUUGGAUAUCGGAGAAAGCAGGGCUCAUUCAACCCUCACACGUUGAUCCAAUCAUUAAUACAGAAGAUGGACGCUGCACUGUUGGGUUUGUUCUAGAAAGAACAAUAAAGCUCACUAGCAAUUUAAAAUCUGAUGAAGUAAAAAACAUGCCAAACCAUGUCAUACAGUGGAGGCAGAAACGUAAGGUUGAGUUCCAAGUUCAUCUCCCACAGCCUGGUACUUAUGUUCUGCAGAUAUUUGGUGGUUCCUCAGGCUACAUCUGCAACUAUCUCAUAACCUGCUCCAACCCCAGUGUAAAAUGGAAACCUUUUCCUGCUGUGCUUCAUAAUCCAGUUGGCCCAAACCCAGAUACAGAGAAAAUCGGAAUUCAUCCUUCUUCCCACCCUGAGCCAGUCAUUAAUACAGAGGAUGGAUGCUGCAAUAUUAGCUUUGCACUUAAUAAAGUACUCCAUAUCAGCAGUUGCUUGAAGUAUGAAGAUGUAAAACCUCUACGAAAUCAUAUAAUCCAGAAAUCCCAAAAGAACAAUGUUACAUUUAACGUUCGUCUUCCACAAGCUGGAUCCUAUGUCCUCCAGAUUUUUGGUGGCUCCACUGGUUACAUCUGCAACUACCUCUUGAUUUGUACAAACCCUAAUGUCAAAUGGCCUCCUUUCCCAGCUGCACUUCAUAACCCAGUAGGCCCAAAUCCUGAAACGGAAAAGGUUGGACUUUGCCGUCCUUCACACUCUGAACCCAUCAUUAAUACUGAGGAUGGUAGUUGCAUUAUUAGCUUUGCAUUAGACACAGUUCUGAAACUGACCAGCAGCUUGAUAUCUCAUGAUGGCCAAAACAUUCUCAACCAUGUUUUACAGAAGUCCCAGAAGGAUAGGAUUGAGUUUAAUAUUUGUCUUCCACACUCAGGUUCUUAUGUUUUCCAGAUAUUUGAAGAUACUAUUGGUUAUAUUUGCAACUACCUCUUGACUUGUACAAACUAUAAUUUCAAAUGGCCUCCUUUCCCAUCUGCACUUCACAAUCCAGUUGGCCCCACCCCAGAAACAGAAACUAUUGGACUCCUCCGGCCUUCACAUCCUAAUCCAAUCAUUGAAAGUGAGAAUGGCUGUUGUACCAUAAAUUUUGAACUGGAGCGAGAUUUAUGCGUUUUUCCUACACUACAUUCUGAGAAACCUCCAAUCACACCUGGAACAGAACAUCGGUACACUUUUCAAAUGCAUAAACAGAAUACCAUUGAAAUUAUGGUUCGUCUACCCUGUGCUGGGACCUAUGUUUUACGUGUAAAUAUAAUGCCGAACAAUAGCACAGAAUAUACCUCACAAUGUAACUAUCUGAUUAAUUCUACCAACACUUCAGUCAAAUGGCCUGUGUUCCCUUUGGCAUAUGAAUCUUGGGCUAAGAAUUUUGAGCUGGUGGAACCUUUAGAUGGAGUUCUUCCAGAGAAGAGCCCCGUUUACUUUAAGCUCCGGGUUCCUGGGGUGGAAAGUGUAUUGGUUAAAGCAAAAAAUGAUUUUCCUUUGAGUCUUAGUGAAACGGGAUACUGGGAAGGAACCUGCAAUACAAACGACUGUAAAUAUAUUUAUGUCAUUGUUUGCCAUAAGGCCCAGCCACAUUCUCGUGACUACAUCUUGCAGUAUCAAGUGGACAACAGACAAUAAAACUGUUUUGUGAUUGUUUCCAGUCCUAACCCAUUAGGACUAUGUUUUUGUAUGUACAAAAUAAAGAAGGCAUAUUUCCUGA